This is a messenger RNA of Neospora caninum, 1407 nucleotides long. RefSeq lists its product as hypothetical. The record is from RefSeq and is a predicted model, not a curated record. The transcript has a single exon. Bases 1 to 1407 code for a protein of 468 amino acids. NCBI's taxonomy places the organism in Eukaryota, Apicomplexa, Conoidasida, Eucoccidiorida, Sarcocystidae.
AUGAACCUCGAUGAGGCCUACUGCCCGCCGCCGAGUCGUCACCACCGGCGACACCGCGAGCGGAAGUUGGAUGCAGAAUUAUGUGAGGAUCAGGAGAGCGGCGGCGCCUCGAGCCCUCAAAGUGGAGCGUCGCCUGUGGAUGCCACCGGAGAGACCCUCUCGCUUUCGUCGACCUUCGAUGGAUAUAGAGGCUUUUCAACGCCAUCGAUCAUGCUGACGCAGAGUGGACACCUGCACAACAUAGCAGGCGGCGCGAGUUCAUUCCUCUCCGUUGCCGGCAACCCCGGUUACUUCGCCCAGCCCCAGAAUGCCACAUUCACCCCCCAACCAAACACAGGCUGCGCAACGAUGGCCGUGCAGAGUUCCCCUUCGCCUGUCUUCCUUCCCGGCGAUUGUCAGUCUGCGGUGUUCGUCCAGCAGGCGUCUCCCACGCAACAGUUUGUGGUUCGGCCAGGACAGCCGCAAGUCGCACUUCAGCCGACUCUCCACCAGGGCUGUGUCCAGGCGACCGGCCUCCAGCAAGGCGUCCAACCCGCGGGGUUGACACAGCCGCCGAUGAGCCUCCAGUCAGGGAUGCGACUGAUUCCCGCAAACAUCCCACAGACCGCUGUGCAAUCGCCGUGUCAGACUCCCUUCGUGUUUCAGCCACAGCUUCACCAGGCGCCCGUCCAGGUUCACUCCCCGCCUGUGACGCUGGCCCCUGGCACCCCACAAAUUACAGCUGCUGCCCCGGUUUGCUCCUCGUGUCUUCGCCCGGCCGAGCCAGCAGUAUCUCUACCACACGGUUCGUGCCAUCGGCCCUCCGCCUCCGAGCCUCAAAUGUUAAUUCUCCAGUCCCCCGCAGUUUCUUACCCACCAGGCGCCUCGGCGCUGUACGGCGGUUCCGGCGCUGCGGCGACCGUUCCUCUUGCUCAGACUGGAGCCAUGCCGACAGCUUUUCCGCAGCUGCAGCCCCAAGUUCUUUGGCCUGCUCUACGCCAGGGCCAGCCUGUCUCUUGUUGCUACCCCGUUGGCGGUUCUGCCACAGCGGCCAUGACUGUGGUCGGGUCACCUAAAGUAGCGAUUCAGGGGGGAUCCCCUGGAAUGAUGGUGUCGUCUGGGGGCCACGUGAAUUUGCAGCUGCCUCAAGGAGUGGUGCUCGCCGUGCCUGGGAUGGGAUCGACGCCGGUCGCUGAAGCAGCUUCAGGACAGCCUGUGCUGGUCUUAGGAGGAGGCUCUGUCCUCAGGGAUGCCUCUGGACUUGGCUACCCGACAGCGUUGAGUGCGGUGCCGCCGUCCAUUGCAGCCCUCCAGGCCGGACACGUCUUCAGCCGAAGUGGAAAGAAGGGAUCUGCGGGGGAGGGCGAAGACGGGAGAAAAGACCGGCAACAAACGGGAACCCUGUGGUGUGGACCAAGUGGCAGAUGA